Molecule: messenger RNA, 153 nt
Organism: Puccinia graminis f. sp. tritici CRL 75-36-700-3
Lineage: Eukaryota; Fungi; Basidiomycota; Pucciniomycetes; Pucciniales; Pucciniaceae
Exons: 2
Coding region: 1-153 (50 amino acids)
Source: RefSeq, a predicted model, not a curated record
AUGAAUUCUACAGAUCAUAAUCCAUUCGCCAACGCGAAAGAACCUGAAGAUCCCACCUGGCAAAACAGGAGCUUGAUCGAUCGGCUUUCAUCCCCCAUCGCUCCAAUACUGUCCAACAAGAAUUUACCAAGCGAACCUACCGGUGAGCGUUAG